AUGGCCACAGCCGGCUUCCAUAGAUGUUCGUGGGAGCAAGUUGUAAGUGAUGCGGAGGAAAAUCGAAUUGCACGUGCAACACGUACCAGAGUUCUGUAUAAAAACAAACUGACGCCUAGUCAAGAUUUAUUGAGUAUUAAACCUGAAGUAUUUAUAGAGGGUGAACCUGGUGAUGUUACCUGUACCUAUAACAAUCAGUAUACAACAUUUGAAAUUUACGGUAGUAUCGGUGAUACACAGACUAUUACAACAUGUCGUGUACAGUUAUCAAGUUGUAUUAUUUCAUCAACUGGUAUUAAUUAUACUCAAUAUUACAAUAUAUCUAAAACUAAUAACAGUGUUACAAUUCAUAUUUAUAAUGUCAAUAAAACAAGAGAUAGUGGUGUAUGGAGAUGCAAGGUGUUUGUAUCAGCAUAUAAUCAAUCUGAAGAAACUUUAACAAUUGAUGUAAAAGUUCCUGUAUCCAGUGUAGAAAUCACCAAUAACAAUGUUUAUUAUAACUAUAAUUACAGUUCCUGUAGUGUAGAAAUCACCAAUAAAAAUGAAGAUUUCAUAAAAGAUAGAACUGUCAAUUUAGAAUGUAAAACUACUGGAGGAUAUCCUCUACCAAAUAUCACGUGGUCUAUAAAUACUAGAAUAUUGAUGACGUCAGUUAAUACAACUACCAGUAGUUUAUCAUAUCAACCUGUUGUAUCAGAUCAGGGUCAAAGGUUACAAUGUUCAGCUACCAAUGGUUAUGGUCAAUCUAAAACUGAUUCAUUUCAACUUGAUAUUAAAUAUCAACCAGUUGUUGAUAUAAAUUCAUCUAUAACACUAUAUAAACUGAUACAAGGUCAGACAGUUAAGUUAGAAUGUCAAGUUAACCAAUCUAAUCCAGUAGUUACAAGUUAUAAAUGGUAUAGAAAUGGUAAUAUAAUAACAGGAUCUAGUUCAACAUAUACAGUAUCUAAUGAUGGUAGUUAUUCCUGUUCAGCUACUAAUUCUGUUGGUGAAUCUGAUAGAAGUCGUGUUAUAUCUGUAGAAAUAUUAUAUCCACCGUCUGUAUCUACUCCACAAUCACCAUAUUCUAUUAUAGAAUCUACUCCCCUUACUAUACCCUGUAUAGUUACAUCUAAUCCUGUACCUAAUAAUUAUACUUGGUCUGGACCUAAUAACUUGAUACAAUCUCAACAGAAUUUAACUAUAUCUAGUAUCAAUAGAGAUCAAACAGGACAAUAUACAUGUACAGUUAGUAAUAUCAUGAUACCAACUACUGGUGUACAACAAACUGGUACAGGAAUUAAUUCAACUACUGUAAAUGUUUUAUAUGGUCCUGAAGUUAGUGUAUCUAGUGUAGAAACUAAUAUAAAAGAAAAUGAGAAUCUCAGAAUAAAUUGUAAAGUAAAAUCCAAUCCACCAACCAAUGAUAUAGUAUGGUAUCAAUCUAAUGGUGAUAUUGUACCAAAUCAAUUUGUGAUUAAUUCUGGAGCUAAUAGAAGAGAUUUAGUUAUUAAUAAUAUCAAUCGUAGCAAGUCAGAUAAUUAUACCUGUACAGCAAGAUUAGAUCUACAUCCUACAGUUGGUGAAAUUUUACCACAAACUCACAGUCAAUCUUCUACCAUUAAUGUUCAAUGUGAGUGA
Messenger RNA from Lottia gigantea (owl limpet), 1620 nucleotides. RefSeq lists its product as hypothetical. The transcript is spliced from 5 exons. Lineage: Eukaryota; Metazoa; Mollusca; Gastropoda; Lottiidae. The coding region runs from base 1 to 1620 and encodes 539 amino acids. The record is from RefSeq and is a predicted model, not a curated record.